Molecule: messenger RNA, 828 nt
Organism: Didymodactylos carnosus
Lineage: Eukaryota; Metazoa; Rotifera; Eurotatoria; Philodinida; Philodinidae
Source: the annotation of a GenBank genome assembly
AUGUACAGAUUGCAAGACGACAAACCAAAUGAGUUGAUCAAUUCAGCUGUUCUCAAAUCAGUAUCUCAAGUUGAACAAUCGUCGUCGUUUAAUUCUCAAACUCCUGCUCGUCGAAUAGAGGUCUUAGGUCCAUUUGGUACAGAAACAGCAAAUAUGCAUAUUGAUUUAGAACAAAAUAAAGCUACAUAUCACGCUGAAUUUACUGGCAAAUUAAGUGUAUUAAAUCAAUAUAGAGAAAUCGAUUGUACCGGACUACAUACACCAAUAACUGAAAUAACUCUAAAUGGGGCAGCAAAAGAUACGGCUCGUAUUCCAGAGGAUGCCACACAUUUUUGUUGGAUUUAUCCUCCGAGAGGCUUCACUAACCUUUCAACAGCAGCCAAAAAACUUAUUGACACUGAAGUAAUAAAUCGUGAUCCAGAAUUUACAUUUCUGGCAAUUGGUGGAUUCGUCUACUUUAAAUAUGAAAAUCAUGAAUAUCAUAUUUUGAGAACAAAUGCACUAGUUCAAGAUAUCAAUGGUUUAGUAUUUAAGGGUCCUUUUCCAUGGAAGCCUAAAUACACCGAAAAUUUAUGGAAACAAGAUCGAUUUCAAAAUAUUACCAUGUACUCGUUAUUAAAGUUGGGAAUAAAAUAUUAUACUUUUAUAAAUCCAAAUGAAGUACUGGAAGCUUCAAAUGUUCCUGUAUGGACUCCGAGUGAGAAUGGAGCGUUUGUUUAUCUCUACAAUGAAAAUGGCCAGCCACAUGAGUUUGAUUGUUACUUUUCCGUGGACGAUUACUGUCAUGGUGUGGAAGAUGGAAUUUUGUCUAGUGCAUGUGUAAGAUAG